Talaromyces amestolkiae is the source of this 1446-nucleotide messenger RNA. RefSeq lists its product as uncharacterized. Gene Ontology annotation, molecular function: GDP-Man:Man(1)GlcNAc(2)-PP-Dol alpha-1,3-mannosyltransferase activity; alpha-1,3-mannosyltransferase activity. NCBI's taxonomy places the organism in Eukaryota, Fungi, Ascomycota, Eurotiomycetes, Eurotiales, Trichocomaceae. The transcript has 2 exons. The record is from RefSeq and is a predicted model, not a curated record. The coding region runs from base 1 to 1446 and encodes 481 amino acids.
AUGAGUCUCAUCCCACGAUCAAAUGUCGUCAUUAUCCACCCUGACCUCGGCAUCGGCGGCGCCGAACGCCUAAUCAUCGAUGUUGCGCUCGCCCUCCAAAACCGCGGCCAUCAAGUAACGAUAUACACAUCCCACCGCGAUACGUCGCAUUGUUUCGAAGAAGCGCGCGAUGGCACACUCGACGUACGGGUUCGCGGGAACACGWUUUUCCCGCCGUUGUUUCUGGGGAGGUUUCAUUUGUUGAUGGCUGUGUUGCGGCAGUUACACUUGACGGUUUCAGUUCUUAUGGAAAUGGGGAGGACAGAAAAGAAAAAUGGAGUGGGAGAAUAUAGAGAUGAUAUUUUUAUUAUUGAUCAGUUACCGGCUUGUGUUCCGAUAUUGAAGAGUCUUGGGGAACGAUAUGCGCAAACUCGUGGUGGGAGACAACGGAUACUGUUUUAUUGCCAUUUCCCAGAUCAAUUGCUGGCGCGGAGGAAUGAGGGGAAUUUAGUUUUGCGGCUGCUUAAAGAAGCCUAUCGAUAUCCCCUGGAUUGGUUCGAGGGAUGGGCGAUGAGUGCCUCCGACCGGGUCGUGGCCAAUUCGAACUUUACUCGUGGUGUUGUUAAGCGUGUGUUUGGGUCGGAUCGGUUGGGCGAUGUGAAAAUUGUGUAUCCAUGUGUUGACACAAAGGAAUCUUCUCCUGCAAAAACUGAAAUCGUCGAGGGCGAAUUGUGGGGGGGGAAAAAGAUUCUUUUGAGCAUCAACCGGUUUGAGCGGAAGAAGGGUAUUGAUCUAGCGAUUCGGGCAUAUAAUGGGUUAUCUAAGGAACAGCGAAAAGGGACUCGAUUGGUUAUUGCAGGCGGCUAUGAUAAUCGCGUCCAAGAAAACGUCCAAUACCACAAAGAACUCAACGAUCUAGCUUUCGAAUUAGGGUUAAAAACAGCCACCUCCAAGACCGUCAUAUCAGCCCUCUCAAUCCCCGACUCAAUAGACGUCCUAUUCCUCCUCUCCGUUCCAUCUGCAUUCAGAGAUACACUUCUUCACAACUCAAAAUUACUCCUCUACACCCCCGUCAACGAACACUUCGGCAUUGUCCCCGUGGAAGCAAUGCAUGCCGGUUUACCUGUUCUCGCAUCCAAUACUGGUGGUCCUUUGGAAAGUGUCCUUGAGAACGAAACCGGUUGGCUCCGUGAUGCAACGCAAGUCGAUGAAUGGACGGCUAUAAUGCGAAAAGUGUUACUGGAAAUGAGCGAACAAGAAUUCGCCGACAUGGCUGCGAAUGGUAAAAGGAGAGUUGAAGAUGUUUUCUCGCUGCAUGCCAUGGAGGAUAAACUUGAAGAAGAGCUUCAAGAUAUGCUCAAGUCGAACAGACGGCCUUUUGUUAAUUUACAAUAUUUGCUACUUGCUUUACUGUUUUCGGGGAUUGCUUGCGCUGUCAUGGUUGCUCUGAUACUGCGGCGGAUCUAG